AUGGCGUCGGAGUCCGUUGCGGCGGCGGCGGCGGUUUCGGCACCGGCGGCGGCCGGGGGAGGGAAGGACGACGAGCUGGCCGAUCUGGUGCGGCGCCUCGUCGACGCCCUCGCGCGCUACUCCGAUCGCCUCCCCUUCGACCUCGAUCGCCAGAAACUCCGCUCGCUCACCACACUUGCUGCGAUCGCCAUCACACUCGUGUUUGCUUGGAAACUGUUGAGAGCUCCUCAAGAGCAACCCCGGAGGCCACGCAGACGUGUUGCUCCCUCACCUAGCAACACCAGCAGCCGAUCACGGCAAGGUGCAUUGACCGGAACGGAUGCUUGCUCAUCGGCAGAUUCAAGAGCACAUGAAGCAAUCAACCAGCUUUUCCAGCCUGUAAAUCUGACUCUUGAGCAGCUUGUCAGGCAUAAACUUAGCGAAGGACGAAGGGUUACCUGCCGGUUACUUGGCGUCAUUUUGGAGGAAACAACUCCAGAGGAGCUCCAGAAUCAUGUCACAGUGAGACCUUCUGUCCUAGAGGUUCUUUUGGAAAUCGCAAAAUUUUGUGAUGUCUAUCUGAUGGAGCGCGUUCUUGAUGACGAAAGUGGGGAAAAGGUGUUGUCUGCCCUGAGCGAAGCUGGGCUUUUUACUAGCGGUGGUUUGGUAAGAGACAAGGUUCUCUUUUGUAGUACGGAAAAUGGCCGUACCUCUUUUGUUCGGCAACUGGAACCUGAUUGGCACAUUGACUCGAGUCCUGAAAUUGUUCACCAGUUAUCUAGGUUUAUCAAAUAUCAGCUGCACAUAUCGCCACAACAAACGGAAAGAGCAGCGGCCAAUGUUUUCAGCUCUACAAGCUUGGAGCAGUUCUUUGGAGGCCUUGAUCAGAGAUGAUACAAUGAGAUAGGGUUAAUGACUCCAGCGAGCAGUGGCAUAGUGAGAACUCAGAGGAAAACCAUUGUUCAUUUUUUUCCUGAAUGAUGUAAUUCGUUUUUCUUGUAUUAUGUGUAAAAGUCUUGUGACAAUACUAAGCUUUUCUGUGUCGCCCAUAAGCUAUGGGAAGAGAUAGCACCUGUAGCAUAACUCAUGUAUCAACUGUGCCCAUGUAUAACUAAAAUACUUCACAGCUGUCAAAACGUUAUGCACUCCGUAUUAAAAAAAAAGUUGGUGUGUCA
Lolium rigidum is the source of this 1154-nucleotide messenger RNA. RefSeq names its product peroxisome biogenesis protein 22-like. The transcript is spliced from 9 exons. NCBI's taxonomy places the organism in Eukaryota, Viridiplantae, Streptophyta, Magnoliopsida, Poales, Poaceae. Bases 1 to 873 code for a protein of 290 amino acids. The record is from RefSeq and is a predicted model, not a curated record. Gene Ontology annotation, biological process: peroxisome organization.